Messenger RNA from Magnolia sinica, 1952 nucleotides. RefSeq names its product patellin-3-like. Bases 143 to 1858 code for a protein of 571 amino acids. The transcript is spliced from 4 exons. The record is from RefSeq and is a predicted model, not a curated record. Gene Ontology annotation, molecular function: lipid binding. Lineage: Eukaryota; Viridiplantae; Streptophyta; Magnoliopsida; Magnoliales; Magnoliaceae.
GGCCAUCCGACCUGACGGACUGGUCUCUCUCUCUCUCUCUCUCUCUCAAACACAUAUACACGCAACACCAGAAGCCUUCAGACUCUCCUAAAUCAGCCCUCAAAGACUCCCAACUCCAUCAGACCCUCUCAGACUCUCAUCCAUGGCCGAAGAAACCCAGACCGUCGCUCAGCCUUCAUCAGCUCCUGCUGAAGAAGUCGUAGCCGUUCCUGUCCAGGAAAAGACAAAAGAUGGCCCACCAGAAAACAAAACCCCUCCCGUAACGGACCCCGACACAGAACCCGCUACAACCGAAGACGUUCCAGUCCCUGAAUCCGUUUCCUUCAAGGAAGAAAGCAAUCGAGUCUCGGAUCUCCAAGACCCGGAAAAGAAAGCCCUUGAAGAGUUCAAGCAACUCAUACAACAAGCCCUGCAAAACCGCGAAUUUACACCUCUGCCACCGCCUCCCAAACCAGAGGAGAAACCCGAUAUUCCUCCACCCGAGGAAAAACCCGCUACGGAAGAGCCUGUGCCGGAAGCUCCCGUUGCCGCCGCCGAAACCCCCAAGCCGGAAUCUGACGUAUCCUCCGCCAGCGUUGCCGAGGAAGAGAAGCCUCCGGCAGUCGUAGAAGCUCCGAAGGCCGAGCCGGUGGCUUUAGUUGCCGAAGUCGUGGAGGUCUCUGUAACGGUCACCAACGACGACGGCACUAAAACUGUCGAGGCUAUUGAAGAGACCGUCGUUGCCGUUUCCGCUCCGUCGGAAUCUGACCCACACACCAAGGAAGCCAAGCCGUUGGUGGCGGCAGCGCCAGAACCGGCUGCAGAACCGGUUCCAGUCGAGCCUGAAAAUAUCUCCAUAUGGGGGGUUCCGCUUCUGGGCGACGAGCGCAGCGAUGUCGUCCUCCUGAAAUUCCUGCGGGCCCGCGACUUCAAGCCGAAAGACGCGUUCGUCAUGAUCAAGAACACUGUCCGGUGGCGGAAGGAUUUCGGGAUCGAUGGCCUUCUGGAAGAGGACCUCGGGACUGAUCUCGAGAAGGUGGUUUUCAUGCACGGGUUCGAUAAGGAAGGGCACCCGGUCUGUUACAACGUUUAUGGGGAGUUUGAGGACAAGGAGCUGUAUCAGAAGACGCUGUCGGAUGAGGAGAAGAGGCAGAAAUUCCUGCGGUGGCGGAUCCAGUUCUUGGAGAAGGGAAUCAAGCAGCUUGAUUUCAACCCUGGCGGCCUGUGCACCCUUGUGCAGGUUAACGACCUGAGGAAUUCGCCAGGGCUCGGAAAGAAAGAGCUGAAGCAGGCUACAAAUCAGGCUCUGAACUUGCUUCAAGACAAUUACCCGGAGUUUGUUGCAAAACAGAUUUUUAUCAAUGUCCCGUGGUGGUAUCUGGCGUUCUAUCGGAUGAUCAGUCCAUUUCUAACUCAGAGGACCAAGAGCAAGUUUGUUUUCGCCGGGGCAUCAAAAUCAGCAGAGACCCUUUUCAAAUACAUAGCUCCUGAGCAAGUCCCAGUUCAGUACGGAGGCCUGAGCAUUGAGAAUGACCCCGACUUCAGCCCUGCCGAUGUGGUCACGGAGGUUACAGUAAAGCCAGCUACCAAACACAUUGUGGAAAUACCUGUUUCUGAGACAUGCCUUCUUGUUUGGGAGCUUCGAGUUCUGGGGUGGGAUGUGAGCUACUGUGCGGAGUUUGUGCCGAGUGCAAAAGAUGGGUACACAGUGAUUGUACAAAAGGCAAGGAAGUUGAUUGCCUCCGACGAACCAGUUGUGAAGAACAGCUUCAAGCUUGGGGAGCCGGGGAAGGUGGUGCUGACAGUCGACAACACCAGCUCCAAGAAGAAGAAACUCCUCUACAGGUCGAAAACCAAGAGAUCUUCUGAUUCCAUAUGAAGGUGCGAGAUAUAAACAGAUGACAUGAAAGCUCUAGUUGUACUCCUUCCUUCUUCUGAUUUCAGUGGAAUUACUGCUAGGAAGAUGCAAAUUU